AAAAAAAAAAAAAAAAAAAAAGGAAAAGAGAACAGGAGAAAAAAAAUAUAAAGCACAAUGGCAUCGACAUCUGUAUCCCAAACAAACCCAGACGACCCCAGAACGACUGCCCUCAACAACUACCGCAAGAAGCUGCUGGAGCAUCGUGAAAUGGAGGCCAAGCUUAAAGAUUUGCGCUUGGGUCUCAGGGAUUUAGAACGUGCUUUUGACAAGUCAGAGGACGAUAUCAAGGCACUUCAGAGUGUGGGCCAAAUUAUCGGAUCAGUUUUGAAGCAGCUGGAUGAGGAUCGGUUUAUCAUCAAAGCUGCGAGUGGACCUCGUUAUGUGGUUGGAUGUAGAAAUAAGUUGGAUAAGUCAAAGUUGAAAUUGGGAACCCGUGUUGCGCUAGAUAUGACUACGUUCACGAUCAUGAGGAUGCUUCCACGAGAGGUUGACCCUAUGGUCUACAGCAUGGGUAUGGAAGAUCCUGGAUCCAUCAGUUUUGCAGGUAUCGGAGGUCUUAGUGAGCAGAUCAGAGAACUUCGUGAGGUUAUUGAGCUUCCAUUGAUGAACCCUGAGCUGUUUGUACGUGUGGGAAUCAAGCCUCCUAAGGGAGUGUUAUUGUACGGACCUCCGGGAACUGGUAAGACUUUGCUGGCCCGUGCUGUCGCAAGUACUCUGGAAACCAACUUUUUGAAGGUUGUCUCAUCUGCCAUUGUUGACAAGUAUAUCGGAGAGAGUGCUAGGGUUGUCAGAGAAAUGUUUGCAUAUGCCAGGGAACACGAGCCAUGCAUUAUCUUCAUGGACGAAAUUGAUGCGAUUGGAGGAAGGCGUUUUUCAGAAGGAAGUUCCUCGGAUCGUGAGAUUCAACGUACGCUGAUGGAGUUGUUGAACCAAAUGGAUGGGUUUGAUCAUUUGGGACAAACAAAGCUGAUCAUGGCCACAAACCGUCCUGAUACAUUGGAUCCUGCGCUGUUGAGACCUGGACGUUUGGAUCGUAAGAUUGAGAUUCCAUUGCCUAAUGAGCAGGGAAGAAUGGAGAUUUUGAAGAUUCACGCACUUGGUAUUACGAAGCAAGGUGAAAUUGAUUACGAAGCAGUGGUUAAACUGUCAGACGGCUUCAAUGGCGCAGAUAUCCGCAACAUUUGCACAGAGGCAGGCAUGUUUGCGAUUCGUGAGGAACGAGACUAUGUUGUCCAGGAAGAUUUUAUGAAGGCUGUUCGUAAGGUAGCGGAUGCUAAGAAGCUUGAGGGCAAGUUGGAUUAUGAAAAGAUCUAGGCUCUUUAAUCAUUUAAAUAGAACACUUGAUGGAAAGCUGCA
Molecule: messenger RNA, 1299 nt
Organism: Lobosporangium transversale
Lineage: Eukaryota; Fungi; Mortierellomycota; Mortierellomycetes; Mortierellales; Mortierellaceae
Product: 26S protease regulatory subunit 10B
Exons: 6
Coding region: 58-1257 (399 amino acids)
Biological process (GO): positive regulation of RNA polymerase II transcription preinitiation complex assembly
Cellular component (GO): cytosolic proteasome complex; proteasome regulatory particle, base subcomplex
Molecular function (GO): ATP hydrolysis activity; proteasome-activating activity; ATP binding
Source: RefSeq, a predicted model, not a curated record